Toxotes jaculatrix (banded archerfish) is the source of this 1157-nucleotide messenger RNA. RefSeq names its product granulocyte colony-stimulating factor-like. Bases 73 to 711 code for a protein of 212 amino acids. The transcript is spliced from 5 exons. Gene Ontology annotation, molecular function: cytokine activity. Gene Ontology annotation, biological process: immune response. The record is from RefSeq and is a predicted model, not a curated record. NCBI's taxonomy places the organism in Eukaryota, Metazoa, Chordata, Actinopteri, Toxotidae. Gene Ontology annotation, cellular component: extracellular region.
CACACCGCUGCACGGCUUUAUGAGACUGAACCGAGUUCACCGGUGGACACACAGACACCCGCCCCGACAGACAUGAAGACCCGGACAGCCGUCGCUCUGCUGCGCUGCUUCUGCUUCUGCUUUGCAGUGUUGGCUCAGUCAGCUCCCGUCGGCCCGGCGUCCGACCCUCCCCCGGUGUUCAGGGAGGCCGCUGAGCGAGCGAAGACGCUGGUGGAGAAAAUUCUGAGAGACCUCCCCUCCGUUCACGCCUCCACCGUCAUCACGGAGGGUCUCACCCUCGAUGCCUCCGCCCAGACCACAAACCUGCAGAUGAUGGUGACCUCACUGGGAAUCCCCGCCGCCCCCGUCCUCAAACCGCUGUCCGAGCGCUUCACACUGGACAUGUGUGUGAGUCGUAUGUCGGCAGGCGGGCAGUUGUACCAGGGGCUGCUGGGAGUUUUGUCUGAAAGACUGAGUGGACUGAAGGACCUGCAAGCCGACCUCAGAGACCUGCUGACACUCAUCAACAAGAUGAAAGAGGCGGCUCAGCUCGGCGGCGACAGUUUGGAUCCGAACCAGAGUCUGGAUCUGGCCUCUCGUCUCCAUGGUAACUAUGAGGUCCAGGUGGCGGUCCACCUGACGCUGACGCAGCUUCGUUCCUUCUGUCAUGACAUGAUCCGCAGCCUGAGAGCUGUCGCCACCUACAGGCCACGUGCUGAGACUGCACGCUAAUCCCUGCCCACCGGGGGCGACACAGCACUGCGUUCAAGGACACACAGGAAAAAUCAGGAUGACUUGGAUCAUAAAACACACAGCUGAGGCAUCUGAAGGGUAAUGACCUUAAAUGACCUCCUGUAGGAAGCAGUGACCCUGAUGACCUUUGUGACCGGUACAGAUCACCUGUGUCGACCUGCUGAGCCCGGCCACUUCAGGUGUUUCCACCACAAACCUCCAACCUUUCGACUUCAGACGAGUUUUUAACAAACAAACAAACAAACAAAAACUACAAACAGCUGAGAUCUUUCCACAGUGAGUUCAGUGUGCAGGAGCCUGCUGGCUGGACAGGAAGAGACUCAGAGGAAACGGAGACAAACCUGCUCUGAACAGAGCGGCAAGUCUGAGCAGAGGACUCUGAGACCACAACGUCCCAAACCCCUCCACCAGCGAGAGACGUUUUA